This is a messenger RNA of Labrus bergylta (ballan wrasse), 4945 nucleotides long. It is a transcript of the gene nfatc2a, whose product is annotated as nuclear factor of activated T cells 2a. Lineage: Eukaryota; Metazoa; Chordata; Actinopteri; Labriformes; Labridae. The record is from RefSeq and is a predicted model, not a curated record. Gene Ontology annotation, biological process: calcineurin-NFAT signaling cascade; regulation of transcription by RNA polymerase II; cytokine production. Gene Ontology annotation, cellular component: transcription regulator complex. Gene Ontology annotation, molecular function: transcription factor binding; DNA-binding transcription factor activity, RNA polymerase II-specific; RNA polymerase II cis-regulatory region sequence-specific DNA binding.
CAGCGAGCAGCGGAGGCGUGAUCAGACUCAGAGAUAAACCUCCGAAAAAAGUCUGCAUUCAGAGUGAAAUUAGACCCGCCUUCCUCUGAAAAUAAACUACGAGAGCGCUCAAACAGGAAACUCGGUGCGCUUCACCUCCUGCAAGCUCACCAAUGCAUCAUCUGACACUCGAGCAGCAGGUUUACCCAAAAUCCACAUCAGCGCCGCCGCAGCAGCACCUGACCCGCCGCGUUCCCCCCCGUCGCUUCACCUGAGCUCUGAGGAGAAAACACACACUUAAGACAGAUGACCUCUUUUUACGACGAGAAAGACCUGAAGGAAGAGCUCAGUCGAGUCAACUGUCCCGAUGACGAUUUGGAGUUUGAGUACUUGUUUGAGUAUGAGCCACCUUGCAGCGACUUUUCAGGAGGGAAUCAAGAUGAUCCAAACCUUGCAUCUCACAAAGUCCUCAGUCCUGAGUCUGAGCAGGCUUUCCCUCUGGAGGAGGCCUCCCCGUACGGCAUCAAGUCCUGCAGCCCCUCCUACGGCGACCACAGCACCGAGGUUCUAUCAGGGUAUGAAAACCAGGCCAGGAGCUACCUGGACAGUACCCGCCCUGCAGGCCUGGCCCUGAGCCCGCGGAUCGAGAUCACCCCCUCCCGCGAGCACUACAGUCAUGGUCGGGACUCCCUGCAGAACCAGCACCUGAACAUCAGCCCCAGACCCACCCUCACCGUGCCCGGCCAUGAUAGCCUCUCCUACCGUGAGCCGCAGUGCCUGAGCCCCGCCAGCAGCAACUCCUCCACCAGCUGGCACUCUGAGAACUUCUCCCCCUGGGCCUCUCCUUGUGUGUCCCCCAGCAGCGGCCAGAACCCCGGCGACCUCUGCCCCCGACUCCAGAACAUCCACACUGGCUCGCCCCGCACCUCCCCAGGAACGUCCCCUCGCACCAGCCUAGCCGAGGACGGCUGCCUGCAGGGUCCCCGUUCUCCCUCCCCCAGACCGGGCUCUCGCUCCACCUCUCCGCAGGGGAAACGCACCUACGACAUGUACAGGAACCCCGGCCUGGCCCCUGCUGGGCACCGCUCCCGCAGCCCCUCCCCUCACAGCGGCCAUGACAACCACAACAUCGGCGCCCACUAUUCACACAGCAGCCUGAGCGAUGCCAUGAACGGUUUCGCCCAGCCCAGCCUGGUGCCCACUAAGAUAGUCAAGACGUCCAACCAAGUUUACACUCUGUACCCGGAGAACCACGUCGAGGGGAACUACCUGGUGUCAUGUGACCAGGACAUCAAAAACAAACCAGCAGCAGAGCCCUUCUUUGUCAUCCCCCAAAUCUGGUCCAAGCCGAUUUCCAGCAUCUGCAGCAUCCCCGUGGCGUCUCUCCCCCCGCUCGAGUGGCCGAUGCCGCGUCGCACAGACCAGUAUGAACUCCACAUCGAGGUCCAGCCAAAGCCGCAUCACAGAGCUCACUAUGAGACGGAGGGGAGCAGGGGGGCGGUCAAAGCCCCCACAGGUGGACAUCCUGUCGUACAGUUACAUGGCUACAGAGGCAAGGAGCCACUCGGCCUGCAGAUCUUCAUCGGCACAGCUGACGAGCGCAUCCUCAAGCCGCACGCCUUUUACCAAGUCCACCGCAUCACCGGCAAGACGGUCACGACAACCAGCUACGAGAAGGUCAUCCACGGCACCAAAGUCCUCGAGAUCCCCCUGGAGCCGAAGAACAACAUGAAAGCAAUAAUCGACUGCGCCGGGAUCCUGAAGCUGAGGAACGCCGACAUCGAGCUGAGGAAGGGCGAGACGGACGUCGGGCGGAAGAACACGCGCGUCCGCCUCGUGUUCCGCGUGCACAUACCUCAGCCCGGCGGACAGCACGUCUCUCUACAAGUGGCCUCGCAUCCCAUCGAGUGCUCCCAGCGUUCAGCACACGAGCUUCCCAUGGUGGAGAAGCAGGACAUGGACAGCUGCUCCGUCCUGGGAGGCCAGCAGAUGAUCCUGACCGGGCAGAACUUCAGCUCCGAUUCCAAGGUCAUUUUCCUGGAGAAAACCCAGGAUGGGCAGCAAAUCUGGGAGAUGGAAGCCACAGUGGACAAAGAUAAGAGUCAGCCGAGUAUGCUGUUCGUGGAGGUGCCGUCCUACAGAGACACGUCCGCCUGUCAUCCCAUCAAAGUGAAUUUUUACGUCAUCAACGGCAAGCGGAAGCGCAGCCAGCCGCAACACUUCACCUUCACGCCGCUGGCAUCUCCAUCCAUAAAGACGGAGCCUUUAGAUGAGUAUGAGGACCACAUGGGUUUCACCAUGCCUCAGAUCUUGGGUUUAUCCCCUCACUCCUACUACCAUAACCCUCGCAGUGCCCUGCAUCCAGACAACGGCCUGAUCUCCAGCAUGGCGUCCUGCCAGCGCCUCAGCUCCAGCCUCCCAAACCAAGACGCUCGUUUCCAGCAGCAGAGCCCGGCCAUCGUGUACUCCCGCGGGGGGAAGAGUCUGAGUGGCAGCCCAGGCCACUACCAGCAGCCUGGAGGGAUGAUACCCGACCCACACCGGUCCGUCCUCGUCCACACGGGCUCUCCUGCCCAGCCUGUCGGUCCCAUCAGCGCGGGCCAGCACCCGUCCAUCAUCCAGUUCUCCCCGACCAAUCACCACCUUCUUCGAGCGGGAGACGCUCACUCUCUCCCUCCUGCGGAGCCCGACAGCCAGCAGAUCAUCUACUGCGAUGGCUACUCCCCGCAGGCAGCCGCCGCCCACUCGCCCACAUCCCCCCAGGCUCAGGCGGCGGUGCCCAACACUCAGCACUAUCCCACCGUGAUCCAGCAGCAGCAGACAACGUUCGCUCAGAAGGGGCCGCAGAAAGGCAGAGGUCCGCCGGGCGCCGGGGAGAUGGAGGCGGGAGGAGACGGGCAGAGGAGGGUGACGGUGAAGGAGGAGAACUUGGACCAGGCCUACCUAGAUGAUGGUGAGUUGAAUGAGAUCAUAAGAAAGGAUCUGACCGGCGUUCAGGCCAGAGGACAGACAUAGAGGAGGAUACCCAGAGGGAAAUGACAACAUACCACCCCCCCUUCCCCCCACCUCCCAUUGGACACACACAAAGACGGACACACGCAGUCUCUAACCUUCGAGAAAGGUGACGCACAUCCACCAACAAUAAGGCCGUCUCUUCCUCAUUUACUUUACCCGCAGAGAUAGAAGUAUCAGCUCCCGGCUGCUGUGUUUGCUUUGGAUUGUUUUCCCCCGCAAUAAACACUCUCAUUUAGCAAACAGGAGAAAUCAUUUGACCCAUAACGUCAAAAACAAAAGACCAGCAGGUUCAUGAGAACCGACAGGAGAAAGUGCCUUAUUCAAUGUUUUUAUUUCAAUUCCUGGAUCAAGUUCUUUUACUUUAAGGGACUCAUGCAUUUAAAAAAAAAAAAAAAAACAUCCACCCCCAAUAAAAAUAUUAGCUUUACUCUUCAGGCAAUAAAGUCACAUUUACUACCAAGUGGAUCAAAGUAGCAUGCAGCAGCUUCAAAUGAUUUCAUGUCUAAUUAUAGGAGUUUUGCAAGUCAGCAGCUAAAUGGAAUAAAAAUCCCAAAUAGAAAAAGUGAGACUUGUGGUUUAAAGUUUGUCACCAGUUUGUCAUUUCGUUCUCGCUCCAUGUGUUUGUGUUUUUAACGUGUGUGCUAAGCUAACACGCCGAUCAUCUCAUUUGAAAGUGCAGUUUUUUUCUAAGCGAAGCGAAGCGCACACUGCCUUAACAGUAAACAGAGGAACUUUUGUGACGCCCCCUAAUAUGCACUGUUUUUUUUUUUGUUUUUUUUUUUAAAACAGGGGGGGUCCAUGUUAUCACGUUUUAUAUCUCAAUCAUGUGAAUAAUGUACUGUUUUUUUGUAUUUGUGAAAUAUAUAUAUGCAUUGCAUUUUAUUCAGCUAAUAGUGCCAAAGAUACUUUCCAAGAGAAGAUUGAGAAGAUUUCUACUCGCUAAUUAAAUCUGCGAUUAUUUAAAAAUGUAUUGAAGGUUUGCUACACUUAAAUUUACAGACGGUCUUGUUUUUUAAUCCAAGAAAAAUCACAUGUUAUAUUAGCGUCGCUACAGAUUGUGAUCAUUGUAAUAUAGUCUGUAUUUUACAGAAUAUUCCAAAGCAUAUACUUUGUGUAUUUUUCUGUAUAGUUGAAUUUUGAGUCCAUCCAUAAUGACAAUCAGAGUUAACAACGUGUGCAGAAGCUUCAUGCACACUUAACUCUUUUCUGUUCUCGUUCUGUUCGCACAGCAGGAACGUAGAUGUUUGUGCUCGUACAGAACGCAGCCCACGUUUAAAAAGUAUAUUUUGUAAUAUUUUUGAUAUUUUACUGGCUGGAUUGGAGCGCCGUUAUUUGACUGUAUAUAGAACGAUGUUGAAAAUGAAAAAAGAAAAACGCCUAAAAGCAGUAAAAAAGUAAGACUGAAUCUCAAUGUUUUAUAUUUAAUAAGGAUCCUAUUUGACAGAACAUCAGAAUGGAUUCUUAUUGAGCCAGUACUGCACAAGUGCAUUUGACAUUUCUUGAAUGUAACCUUUAUUAAAUAUGUUCCCCUUCUCUGUAAAUAUGUGUUACAACGUUCGUCCGUCCACGUGCAUCGAUAUAAACUCGACUUAAUUUGAUGUCUGUCAGUCCCUCCUGUUUAUAAUCUAACCAAAGCUAUAGUCAUCAUCAUAUCUUUUACCUGUUUUAUCACAAUCAUAAAAACAUCUGAAGGGAAUUCUGACACAUUACUUUGAAGCUUUAAGUCUCUCUUAAUAGUUUUUUAUUUUUGUUCAUGCAUUUUCUUAUUAUUUGAUAAUAUCAAAGACAUCUUUUGCAAAGAAAAAGGGAUUCUUAUUUUAUUCUCUGUGUUGAUAGCUGUCAUGUAUUGUUUUAUUUUGAAAGUCUACUUCACUCUGUGCCUCCCUAAGAAGUCUCUGUCUCUGCUAUCUUUUAUAAUUAAAGUAGCAAUAAAUAAUACCCAUAUUCAUCA